This is a messenger RNA of Helianthus annuus (common sunflower), 3452 nucleotides long. RefSeq names its product zinc finger CCCH domain-containing protein 13. The record is from RefSeq and is a predicted model, not a curated record. Bases 233 to 3352 code for a protein of 1039 amino acids. NCBI's taxonomy places the organism in Eukaryota, Viridiplantae, Streptophyta, Magnoliopsida, Asterales, Asteraceae. The transcript has 4 exons.
AUUCUCCCUAAAACACCCACACUCCAAUCCCUACAUCUCUCCGUCAAUCUUUUUCCGAUCGGAUUUACCCGGAUCCACACCCGCCGACCCGAAUCCACCCCUUACACCCCAAUCAUUAGGGUUUUGACCCGCCGCCGACGACGACCACCACAUAAAACGCCCAAAUCACCAAAUUAGGGUUUCAAAUUUCAAAUUCAAAUUCAAAUUCCAAUCUCCACAUUCAACGAUUACUAUGCCGAAAAGCUCUCGAAGCAAAUCGCACAAGCAAAGCAAGCACAGAGAGUAUUCCGGUUCCGAUGAGGACGUGAAAGUGAAAGAGAAGAGUAACAAUGGCGGUAAAGAUAAAGAGAAAGAAGACGGUGUUGGUUCAGUUAGGGUUUAUAAGGAAUCAGGAGAGAGAAGGAAGCAUGGGAGUAAUGGAGAUGUGGUUGAUAGGUGGAACGGUGGAAGUAGUGAUGAUAAAGGAUUGGUUAAUGUUGAGGAUAAUAAGGAGGUGUUGAAGUCGAAAGAUGCGUCGAAAAGUGUCGGUGAUUCGAAGAGUAGGAGUAGUAGGAGACAUGAGGGGGAUAGUGUGAGUUUAAUUGGAUUGGAGAAGGAAAAGGAGAAGGAGAAGGAGAAGGAUCGAGGCGAAAAGCGGAAAUCGGAUAAGGAGUAUGUGAAGAAGGAGAAGGAGUAUAAGGAAUCGAAGGAUAGAGAUCGCGGUUCGGAUAGGGGGAAGAGAGGUUAUAGUGAUAAGGUUGAUGAGGCGGUUUCGAAGGGAGUCGAGAAUCCAUCGAGUAAAAAAGGAAAAGAAGUCACUGAAUGGCCAAUAGAAGAAGAGUUACGAAACCCCGAAUUAGAAAAGGAGCUCGAGAAGAGGAUGAGAAGAAGAGGAGAAGCUUCUAGUGCUAAAGAUAAAUAUCAUGAUGACGUAAAAGAAACCGAAGAUAGACAUUUAUCUACAAGAAAUGACCGUUCGAAAGACGAAAGGCAUAAAAACGAAGAACACGGAGAUGUUAGAGAAUCCCGACAAAAGGACGAAAAACAUCGGGAAGAUGGUGAACGCGAUAGAAAAAGUCGGGACGUUAAACAUCGAAGUGAGAGUGGAAGAUAUAACAAACACAGGGACGACAAAUACCAUGAAGAUAAGUAUAGCGAAGACGGUAAUAAAGAAACUAAAUAUAAAGACGAUAAAUAUAUCGAAAACAGUGAUAAAGAUGAAAGAAGUAGAGACCGAAAACGCAGACAAGAGGAUGAUAGAGAUUAUAAACAUAAGGAAGAGAAGAAAGCGCGCGAUUCCAAGUACCGAGACGUACCCGAAGCCAAACGUUUACGGGAUGAUAGUGUUAGGAAAACAAAUAAUCGAGAUGGAAGUCCGGUUUACGAUGAUCGUAGAUAUAAGGAUGAUAAAGAUAGUAGAAGAGGCAAUGAAAAAGACGAGGCUAGUGAUUAUAGAUCCCGUAGUAGCGCUAAAGAACAGCGAUCUGAAUCGGAAAAGAGAUCAAGCGCUAAAGCUGAUUCAGCUUCUGAAUGGGGACGACACGGUUCUCGUUAUGCUGACGUGGAUAUUGCCGCCGGUCAUAGCCGUCGUAGGAGUUCACCUAGCGGGAGCUCCUAUUCAACAAGAGAUCAUCGAACGAUAGAUCGAUUUUCAAAGCAAGAAGAAACGAAGUACCGGGAUCAUGCUUAUGAAGAUCGAGCUCGACAUAACAUUCAUUCAAGUAGAGAUUACGAGUCUGCCCCUGGACAAUCAGAUAAGAAAGUUAUGUCGAAGGAUGACGGUUACGCGGGUGGUGAUAUUUCUGGGGAAAAACGACCUCGUUCUUCACCACAAGUUGAUAAAUCCCCGGGAUCAACUAGUAACGAACGCAGGAACUUGAUUAAAUCUGAUGCUAGAAAAAGUCUUGACCUUGAAGAACCGGGCCCACGAAGCGGUGGUGGUUAUAAAGAUACUGUUAAGGAUGGUAAAGGAAGUCGGGAACUGGCUACCGAAGCACAAGUUGAUAACGAUAAUUUAUCGGUUUCGUCACCAUACACCCGAAACUCUCAUUUUUCUGGUAAUUCAAAGUCUCUCCUACCACCUCCAUCUCCAUCUACGUUUGGUUCUACAGAAGAUGACAGAAAUAAGUCAAACAGCCGGCACCGGAGGAUGGUUGACCCGAACAUGAAUAGAGGUCAAAGUCAAGGACCAGGUCAAAGUCAAGGUCAAGGUAAUUGGAACAACGUCCCGAAUUGGCCUUCACCGAUGGCAACCGGUGGUUACAUCCCGUUCCAGCAUGUUCCACCACCGAUGUUUCAUCCUCUUAUGCCGCAGUUUCCGCCACAAAUAUUCGGUAGACCGCCAAUGAAGCUUAACCCUGGUUUGCCUUACCCUGUUCCUGAUCAUGGCCGACCGCUUACGUGGCGGAAUCAAGUGGAUGAAUCGGGCCCACCGUUGCAUGGGUGGGAUGCUAACAAUGCUGUAUUUGGUGACGAAUAUUGGGACCAUAGGAACCGAGGGUGGGACCAAAACGGCGAAAUGUGGAAGAACCAAAACGGUGGAGGAGGUGCAGAGUCGGGUCAACAGAGGUCAAACGAUGAAAACUGGUCCGGGCUGGCAGGUCAGUCUGAUGAGGGUGAAAAGAACCAACCCGAUACGCAGCCCGAAACCUUGAAUCUUGAUAAAAACGAGCCCGCAGCUCAGAAAGUGACUGAAAGUCCUCAUGUCUUCGAGGCUGUCAAAGAGGACAACAGUGCACGUAUUUCAAAAACCUAUCUUUCUAGGGUUGACGUGUCGAAAGAUCUUACGCAACCCGAGCUGUAUGACCAGUGCACUAGCAUGAUGGAUUUGGAUCAUGAAGCGUUAUCGGAUGAAUUCGACUACAAGAUUUUGUUUUUCGAGGAGGGUGUAGAUGUCGAUGUCACCGAUAGUGCUUCACUAUUUGCGGUCACAAACGAAUCUGUUUUUCAGAAAGCGAUGUACCUUUACAAGAAGCAAAAGGAAGAUUUUCAUUUAACGAAUACGGAUAAAGAGAUAGGUAGUGUAGAUGACGGUAAGACGGCCGCUGAGGGGACGGUUAUCGAGGUAUUUAAGGAAAACGAUGAAGCACCGAAUCAACCCGAGGAAGCAAUGAAUAUUGAGGUGGAUGAUUCUGUCGUAAAGCAAGAGGAAGAAGAACGUGAGUCAGCCGAGGUUGCAGUGAAAGAGAGUGACGCAUCUUGUGAGGUCGAAGAUGCAAGCGGGUCCAUCAAUGAUGAGAAGAAUGGUGGUGAUGAUCCAUUGGUGUUAUCUGAUUUGUCAACUGCUGACGUGGCAGUGAUGCCAACAGAGUCUGUUGAGUUUGGGUCGGUAAAUAAUCGGAUACAUCACCAUUCUCCUGAAAGUACACAUUGAGAACAUUUUUUUUAUAUUUGUGCGUUUGAAAUGUCGUCGUCCCUAGCUCCUAUUUUAUUAGCGUUGCUCCUCGAUUAAUAAAACUUUUCCCGUUCCAUUA